AUGUUAUGCAGUUGUAAGGACGUCAACCUUACCUCUCAUAUAAGGAAAUUGUCGCAUGCCUUACCCAUCAUUCACCCCAACGUUGAAUUGAUGACCGUAAGAGAUCAGCUAAUAGCACGAAUUCCUCACUUGCCUACAGCAGAAUUCAUACUGAGGAUCAAGGAUCGCUAUCGCGUCAUCACCCUGAUUUCGGAGGCCAUAUGCACUAUCACUGAUAUCCAACUGCGUGGUUGCUACAACUGCGCAAGAGGAGCGCGAGCAACAGUGAAAUGUGUUUCAUCAACGAAACAAGAGAUGGCAGAGAUACUAUGUGGACGUUAUGCGUUCACGGUACCAUGCACUUCGUCUGGGACGGUGUCGAAGUUGCGUUUUGCAGCAAGCACCGCACGAAUGCAAAUUCUUUGCUCGAUUCAGUGUGGACAAAAGAAGAGCAAUUUUGAAAUAACUGGUAUCCUCCGCUACACCGGGAGUUUAGACGCCGCAGUCAAACCGUUACUGGAAGGAAAGAGUGAAAUCUUCUCCGAAAUCAAUCUACCGGACCUCGGCCACAUAAUGGAAGUAUACCUGCAGUCCGCUGGAACUGUACUAGCAGUUGCCGCUGCCGUGAUGAUAGCCCUUUUUUCCACUUAUUUGUGUGUCACCACUGGCAUGCUUUGCACGCUUUUCAAAUGCAUGAAUGGAGUUUUAUGGAAAGUGAUGCUCCUAUAUUGGCGGACAGUCUCAUUUGUCCUACGCAUGCCACAUCACCUUUUUUCGAUGCAUGCCGAACGUCACGAUCCGAAACCCCAAGAAAAAUUACUCUAA
Necator americanus (New World hookworm) is the source of this 804-nucleotide messenger RNA. RefSeq lists its product as uncharacterized. NCBI's taxonomy places the organism in Eukaryota, Metazoa, Nematoda, Chromadorea, Rhabditida, Ancylostomatidae. The transcript has a single exon. Bases 1 to 804 code for a protein of 267 amino acids. The record is from RefSeq and is a predicted model, not a curated record.